This is a messenger RNA of Lolium rigidum, 1530 nucleotides long. Its product is annotated as cis-zeatin O-glucosyltransferase 1-like. Lineage: Eukaryota; Viridiplantae; Streptophyta; Magnoliopsida; Poales; Poaceae. The coding region runs from base 1 to 1413 and encodes 470 amino acids. The record is from RefSeq and is a predicted model, not a curated record. Gene Ontology annotation, molecular function: UDP-glycosyltransferase activity. The transcript has a single exon.
AUGGCUACUGAGCCGACGAAAUCGGUGGCCUUCGUGGCGGUGCCGUUCCCGGCGCAGGGCCACUUGAACCAGCUGCUGCACUUAUCCCUGCUGGUGGCGUCGCGGGGUCUCUCGGUGCACUACGCGGCGCCCGCCGCGCACGUCCGGCAGGCGCGGUCACGCCUGCACGGCUGGGAUUCCGACGACCUCGGCUCCAUCCAUUUCCACGACCUCGACGUCUCCACCAACGAGUCCCCGGCGCCCGACCCGACCGCCCAGUGUCCCUUCCCCAACCACCUUAUUCCCAUGUGGGAGUCCUUCAGCACCGCCGCGAGCGCCCCUCUCGCCGCCCUUCUCCGGAGCCUCUCGGCCACCCACCGCCGCGUGGUGGUUGUGUACGACAGGAUCAACUCCUUCGCCGCAGUGGAGGCGGCGCGGCUGGACAACGGCGAGGCGUACGGACUGCAGUGCGUGGCCAUCUCCUACCACAUGGGAUGGCUGGACCCCGGCCACCAGCUCCUGCGCGACCAUGCCCUCGAGUACAUCCCCAUCGACGUCUCCAUGUCCAAGGAGUGCAUGGAGUACUUGUUCCGUACAACGGCGGAGUUGCAGGACGAAGGGGGCCGAGGCGUGGCCUCGGCCGCCGGCAUCGUCAUGAACACGUGCCGCGAGCUGGAGGGCGAGUUCAUCGACGCCAUCGCCGAGCACCCGUCAUCCAAGGACCAGAAGUUCUUCGCCGUCGGGCCACUGAACCCGCUGCUGGACGGGAGCACGCACGCUCCGGGGGAGACGCGGCACGAGUGCAUGGAAUGGCUGGACGCUCAGCCUCCGGCAUCGGUGCUCUACGUCUCCUUCGGGACGACUUCUUCUUUCCGGACAGACCAGAUCGUGGAGAUGGCGGCGGCCCUCAAGGGCAGCAAGCAGAGGUUCAUCUGGGUGCUGCGAGACGCCGACCGUGCCGACAUAUUCACGGAGCCUGGCGAGUGCCCGCACCACAAGCUGAUGUCGGAGUUUACAAAACAAACCCAUGGAACGGGGCUGGUGAUCACCGGGUGGGCGCCGCAGCUGGAGAUCCUGGCGCACGGCACCACGGCGGCGUUCAUGAGCCACUGUGGCUGGAACUCUACCUUGGAGAGCCUGGGCCAUGGCAAGCCUAUCCUCGCGUGGCCAAUGCACUCCGACCAACCGUGGGACGCGGAGCUUAUCUGCAAGUACCUCAAGGUCGGCCUCCUGGUGAGGCAAUGGAAGAAGCACGAUCAGGUCGUACCGGCAGAGGCCAUCCAAGAGGUGAUCGAGGAAGCGAUGCUUUCAGAAAAUGGAAUGGUGAUGCGCCAGAGGGCGAAGGUGCUCGGUGAGGCCGUUCGUGCAUCUGUGGCCAAAGGUGGCUCCUCGAGCAAAGACCUGAACGACUUUAUUGCUUACAUCACAAGGUGAUUGUAGAGGCUUUACUGAAGCAUACCGGACUGCUACCUUAUGAGAAAAAAAUCCAACAUAUGUUGAAUUUGAAUUAUUUCUCCGGAAUAAAUUAGACCCCAAACCAUGUGAUGUUCA